Messenger RNA from Manihot esculenta (cassava), 554 nucleotides. RefSeq lists its product as uncharacterized. The record is from RefSeq and is a predicted model, not a curated record. Bases 188 to 382 code for a protein of 64 amino acids. Lineage: Eukaryota; Viridiplantae; Streptophyta; Magnoliopsida; Malpighiales; Euphorbiaceae. The transcript is spliced from 2 exons.
ACUGGCAUAUAGAUUAGACGGAAACAAAUGUAAUGUAAGACCUCAUUUGUAGCUCGAUUACGGAAGAGAAAGAAAAGGGUUUGCUUUAUAUAUAUCCUUCUUCCUCUCGUUUCCUCUUUCAUACUGCAAUUACUGUCGCCAUCAGCACAAGGACAUCUUCGAUUUGGAAAUUAAGGUCACACAAGAAAUGGCAGUAAAACCAACAGUUGCUUUGAGGGCUAUGCUUGUUGGAGGGAUAGCUGUAUUUGCAAAAGUAGCUGGUGCAAUGAAGGCUGCUGGUGGUGCAAAGCUGGGGGCAGCCGCAACAGCCAUGACAAUAGCUGCAAGUGCUGCUAUGUCAGGAUCAAAACAAGAUUCAAAGGAUGCUUCACCUUCAAAAUGAUUUUCUUUCAAAUUUUUUGGCAGCAGUAACAUUACUAUUUAGCAUAGUUCUCAGAUCCCCAUGGGUAUGUUGGGAGAAGAAUAGUUUUGUUUGUAUUGUACACUUGAUGAUGAAAGUCUGAACUUCUGGAAAUAAAAGAAAAUGCAAUUUGAUUUGCAUUAUCAGAUGUAAA